Molecule: messenger RNA, 1447 nt
Organism: Poecilia reticulata (guppy)
Lineage: Eukaryota; Metazoa; Chordata; Actinopteri; Cyprinodontiformes; Poeciliidae
Source: RefSeq, a predicted model, not a curated record
CUCGAGGAGACUUUACAGUCAAUUGGAGUAGAAACGUAUGAUGACUUCCAGUUCAUUGUUGAGAAAGACUUGCUGUCAGCAUUAAGACCAAUUCAAGCCAGAAAGGCACUUGCUGCUUGGAAAUUAAGAUGCAGGACCCCUGAAACCAGCAGGUCCUCAASUAAUGCAUCACGAGAUACUYCUCCAUCACAGCAGUCUUUGUCCCCGCUAAGUGUGUCAUCAAACUCCUCCAGCAGCAACCAGACAUCUGCAGCAGACUGGGUGGACACCUUUGAGAUACCAUGGGAAAAGUUCUCAGAAGAACUGAUGCAGGCAUUAGAGAGAKGUAAACGRCCAAGUCCAAAAAUGAGGAAGGAGAUGGUCAGGAUUGUGGUGUCUGAAAUGAUGCGAAAAAGUUCUUACUUGGGUAAAAGGAGUUCUACAGAGGUUGYAAAGAAGAUKGUGGCAAAAUAUCCAAAAUCUCUACAAGAYGUUAUCGAUGGAGAUGUCAUUGGCCCUGGCUAUCAUUCACUCGUCAAACAACUUCAAUAUCGAAUUGACAAUGCRAAGCGAUCUACAAUGCCUAMAAUAAGAAAGCGAAAGCGCUGCUCUGAAAACUCUGACACAGAUGAAAUUCCUCAGGAACAGAGAGCUGCAAUUCAGGACACCUAUGGGUGUAUYAACUGGAAUGUCAAAUUUCUUCCUCUUKGAGAAACUGCUGAAAGUCAGCAACAGAAGAAGGACAAGCUCAAGAUGAUGUCUCUGCAGAAGGAGGCCAAUCCUGAGGAGAUGAAACAAUUACUGAGGGCAACUUUCUACUCACAGCGCAAAGAUAUUAACCAGGGGAAAAGCAUUCAAGAUGUCUUGGAAGCCUGGCCUGUUUUAUUUCAUGACAUUGGGAUGGCUGUACACUACAAGGAACUUACUGGACUUGGAUUGAAGGRAACCUUCAUGAGGAACAUGGAUAUGAAGGGAAAAAGACUGCUGAACUACAUGAACACUGUUUGUGUGAACAAAAACAAAAGGUUUUUCCAGGCUCAGACAAAGUUGAAGAUGUUAAGGGGAGAACUGGACGAUUACUCUGAAGAUGUUAAAGAGUUGAUGCUCUUACUUCUCUGCUACUUCAAUGAAAAUGAAGAAGCAGUGUUCUUCUGUGUGGAGGACACAUGCCUAGCUGAAGAAGUACAGAUGGAGAAUGUCUCCUUGACUCCCACUAUCAUUGUGUGUGGUGAGUUCAUUUWUGUUUUUCCAGUUUCUUUGACCUGUUGUCUUUUUUGUUGUCUUGUCCCCUUUCUUUGCACUUUUGUCCAUCUGACAUUUUCUUUAAUAGUUUUUUUUUAUUCCAAUUAUUUUCUUAAGCUUUUACUAUACUAAUAUUAUUUUUCGUACUUUUUACUUAAUUUGUUAUUUUUCAUAUAAAUGUCAUUGUUUUGUUGUAUCAGGAGUCUAAAUGUAUUUGUUCUUUCUC